This is a messenger RNA of Terrapene triunguis (Three-toed box turtle), 2139 nucleotides long. RefSeq names its product proline rich transmembrane protein 3 (gene PRRT3). The record is from RefSeq and is a predicted model, not a curated record. The transcript has 2 exons. Bases 1 to 1974 code for a protein of 657 amino acids. NCBI's taxonomy places the organism in Eukaryota, Metazoa, Chordata, Testudines, Emydidae.
AUGUGCCCCUUGCUGUUUGCAGAUGGGACCCGACCUCCUGGCCCUGGCAGCACCACGGCCCCUGUGCCCACCCACUCCCAGCCCCCAGCCACUCCCCAGCGGGGCCUGAUCAGAGUCAGCACCCAGCGAGCUCUCCAGCGCCCCCCUCUGCCCAGGCCUGGGCCCAGCGUCCCAGCCACGGUGCCUGCCUCUAGCCUGCCCUGCCCCCAUGCCAGUGGGGCCUGCAGCCUCCUGCAGCCCAACCAGACGCUGCUGCGCUGGGCAGACCUGCAGCGCACGCUCGGCUUCGCCUGGGAGCUGCACGUCUAUGGCGCCAGCACCCUCUUCCUGCUGCUCAGCCUGGUCUGCGUGGCCAGCCUCAUCGGCUCGCCCGUCCUGGGCCUGCCCCACCUGCCCUACACCCUGGGCGCCAACGCCCUGCUGCUGGGCGCCGGCCUGCUCCGCGCCACCUUCCUCCUGGCCGACCCCUACGGCGCCAGGGCCAGGCUGCCCGCCCCGGCCGUGCGGCUGCUGUACAACGCGCCCUUCCCGCUGCUGCUCAGCGCCUUCGCCCUGCUGCUGCUGCUGCUCCUCACCGUGCUGCUGGGAGCCGACCUGCUCUCGCCCCUGCUGAGCCCCGUGCUGGGCGUGGGGCUGCACCUGCUCUCCUGCGCCUGCGGCACCUCCCUCAUGCUGGCCAGCCUGGCUGCAUACUGGCAGCUGCGGCCCCACCAGCCUGCCAGGCCGGGCGAGGCCCAGCGGGUGUCGCUUGGCUGUGAGGACCCCCAGGAGCUGCCUGGGCAGGGCAGAGCCCUGCAGGGGCUGGGCCCCUGCCCGCGGGUGCUGCUGGGGUGCAGCGCUCUGGGGCUGCUGUGCUGUGGGCUCCAGGCGUACGGGGCCCUGUGGCUGGGCGGGGUGCUGGGCCCGCCGGGGGAGUUCUCCUGGCCCUGGUGGUUCGUGCAGUUCUGGUUCCGCAUCUGCGAGCUGCUGCUGGCCUUUGCCCUGUGCUUCGUGGCCUCACACCCCUUGUGCCAGUGCUGCGGCUCCGCUGACCACACCUGCUGGGCCAAGCUCGUCCGCUACUUCUGCACCUACCGCAAGGCCGAGGCGCCCGAGUACCCCAACAACUGCUACGACUGGGCCCACGGCACGCAGGAGCGGGCGGCCAGCAACGACAUCAGCAAGAGCCUGAUCCGCAACCCGCCCGAGCAGGUGCACCUGCGGGCACUGAAGGGCAGCAACGAGGUGAGGGCGACGGGGGCCUUCUCUGCCAGGGGCUCCACCUCCUCGCUGGGCCGGGCUGGCGCCAGCCCCAAGUGCCCCAACGCCGCGCGCAUGGGGCGCUCCUACACCAGCGUCUGCUUCGAGAAGGAGUCGGUGCUGUCGCUGGGCGAGCUGGAGUUCCGCCCGCCCUCGCCCAUCAACCUGAGCCGCAGCAUCGACGAGGCCCUCUUCAAGGAGCACCUGGUGCGCGACAGCAUCUUCCUGCGCUCCAGCCUGCAGUACCCCGGGCGCCUGGCGCGCCAGGACUCCCGCUCCUCGCUGCGCCGGAGCUCUGCCCUCACGCCCAUGGCCGAGCCGCUGCUGCCCGCCAAGGCCUGGCAGCGGCGCAGCAGCGACCCCGACUACCUGUACAGCCUGGCCCGCUGCAGCUCGCUCAGCGACCUGCCCUCCCAGAGCGCCAGCCUGCCCCCGAGCAAGGGCCUGCCCAGCCAGCCCCCCACCGAGGGCACCAUCUCGGGCAGCUCCCUCGACAGCUUCUCCAAGGGCUCCCUGAAGAUCAGCUGGAACCCCUGGCGGCACGGCCUCUCCUCGCUGGAGAGCCUGCCCCUGGAGGAGACGCCCAGCCGGGCCCCGCUGCUCCCCGACGAGGCCCCCAGGCCCAGCACCACGGGAGGGGCCGGAGACUCUGAGCGCGAAGCCAGGAGGAGUUUCCUGGCGCUCAGCAAGCAGGUGGAUUCCCGCAGCCUGUCGAGUGACACCAUUGAGCUGUGAGGGGCAGGGCCAGAGCGGCCCCCCUCAGCACAGCGCGGAGGAUAGCGGCCGGAGCCCAGCCCGGGUACUGGCAGGCCGUGGAGCCCUGCCAUGGGGGCAAUGCCAGGGAGAGCCCACGACCAACGGCCUCCCUGCCUGCCCCAGCCCUGCCUAGUGCCAACCCCC